Messenger RNA from Lampris incognitus (smalleye Pacific opah), 807 nucleotides. RefSeq names its product TNF superfamily member 12 (gene tnfsf12). The transcript has 6 exons. The record is from RefSeq and is a predicted model, not a curated record. NCBI's taxonomy places the organism in Eukaryota, Metazoa, Chordata, Actinopteri, Lampriformes, Lampridae. Gene Ontology annotation, molecular function: receptor ligand activity; tumor necrosis factor receptor binding. Gene Ontology annotation, biological process: immune response. Bases 67 to 807 code for a protein of 246 amino acids. Gene Ontology annotation, cellular component: membrane.
CCGUACGUUGCAAGAAUGGAGUUGAAUCGGGCAUUUCGGUAAAAGAGCCGUGCAGUCUGCACCAACAUGCAUCGAAUUCUGCAGCGGAGGCGAGUGCGCAGGCUUCGGGUGGUCUGGGCUUUUCUGGCGCUGGUGGCUCUGUCGCUGGCCGCCUGCAGCGCCCUGUUCACGGCGUGGACCUGGAGACAGACCCGGGACUUGUCUCAGUCCUUUAAGAUCCUGCAGGACCGACUGGAGCAGGUGAACACCCAGAGGAAGGCCAUUGUCCAGCUCAUCCUGGAGAAGAGAGAGUUGCUGGUGGGCCAGAGAGUCAAGAGAGACGGGGGCUCAGUGCGAGGGAAGAAUGGAAACGGGAGGAAAGUGGCUUCUCAUUUUGAGAUUACCAAAGUCUCCUCUCAGCAAGUGGGAGAGGGAGGUGUGAUAAAGGGCUGGGAGGAGGAGACGUUGAACAUGAGCAAAGCAGUCAAAUACAACAAGGAGCAAGGAGUCUUCACCGUGGAGAAAGCGGGCGUCUACUUCCUCUACUGUCAGGUGUUGUUCAAUGAGCAGGAGUCUCAGUACGUGAAGUUGGACCUGGUGGCCAAAGGGCACAAGCUUCAGAAGCUCCAGUGUAUGGAAGGCUAUGGCACCACGCCCGCCGCCGGGCCGCACCCCUUCCACUUCCUCAAGCCUUGCCAGGUAUCCGGCCUGCUGAGGCUGGACCGUGGGACUGAGCUCCAGGCCAUCACGGGCCCGUCCUACAGGCUGCACGCAGUGGGCACCGCCUCGGCCUCGCCCCACGUCUUCAGCAUCUUCAAAGUCAACUGA